Molecule: messenger RNA, 1128 nt
Organism: Adineta steineri
Lineage: Eukaryota; Metazoa; Rotifera; Eurotatoria; Adinetida; Adinetidae
Source: the annotation of a GenBank genome assembly
AUGGUUGAUGGAGCUCGUACUAAUACAAAACAACAAACACCAACAAAUACUAGAUCAUUCAGUGAUCAAAAUCAAACCAAAAUAGUUCUUCGUCGAUUACCACCUUUACUUACAAGUGAACAAUUUCUUGAAAUUGUUUCUCCACUUCCUGAUCAUGAUUAUUAUCGUUUUUGUAAAGCUGAUUUAAGUUUUGGUCAACAAUAUGCAUUUUCUCGUGUUUAUCUUAAUAUUCCUAAUCGACAAGAUCUAAUUAUAUUUACAGAAAAAUUUCAAGGUUAUGUUUUUGUUGAUAAAAAUGGAAAUGAAUAUCCUUGUACAGUUGAAUAUGCACCUAAUCAAAGUUAUCCAAAAUCAGAACAACAAUCACGAAAAGAUCCAAAAUUGAAUUCAAUUGAACAAGAUCCUGAAUAUCAAACAUUCCUUGCUAAUAUCAAUGCACCUUUGAGUGCAUCAGAAGCUUUGCCUAAUGCUGAAACAAUUCUUGAAGAAAUUGAAAAGAAACAACGUGAUCUACAAGAAAGUAAAAAUAAACCAGGUGUUACAACAACACCUCUACUAGAAUUUCUCAGACGAAAACGUGAAGAAAAAAAACAGGAAAAAAUGAUACGUAUUCAACAAAAUCAACAACGUCGAAAUAAUAAACAACAACCAUCAAGAAAUGAUGAUGAUUAUAAUACUUCAGCACGAUAUGGAAGUGGUGGUGAUAGAUCAAAUCGACAACAACGUGGUUAUGAUAAAUCAGACUAUCGAACAUCUAAUCAAGAACAGAAACGACCAAAUGAUAAUAAUAAAUCAGCAAAAAAUCGUGAAUCUCAAAAUCCUAAAUCAAAACAAGCAUCAUCAUCAUCACAACAACAAAGCUCAAAAGAAUCGAAAACUAUUUUGAAUACUAAAUCAAACAAUGAAGAAUCAUCACAAAUUGAAACACAAACGAAACGUGAUACUGAAUCAAUCGAUACAACAAAUGAUAAUAUUCAAAAUGAUGAACGACCUAAUUCCUCAAAUAAAGCAUCAUCCAGUGCUGCUCAAAAGAAUCCAAAUGCUCCUGUAAAGAAUCGUCCAUCUAUUCAAAUUUAUAAUCCAGGAGAACGAGCAAAAAUGCGAAAACAACAGCCUCCAUCGUCUUGA